GUUCUCAGGCGGCAAAGACAUUUGUUCGUCCGUAUACAUAGAUACAAACUAACACGAGCAGUCAAAAACAACACGAACCGGGACGAACUUCGUUCCUUUGUUGGUUUGUGUUUGUGAAAGUGCAGAAUAGCUCCAUAUAGCUUCAUCGCUCUGUUGUCACCAUGGUGAAAAAGAAAAUGGUUUCUGCAGGCGGCUCCAAGGCCCCAGUCAUGAAAAAAGAGACGAAGGCUCAGGAGAACACGGAUGGUGCGAAGCCUCAGGAGGAAAGCACGGGGGGUAAGAAAGCCGCUGGUACUAAGGCGAAGGCGAAAUCGAAACAGAGCAAGCCAAAGCCUGCGAUGGACACUAUUAACUUGUACGUGAUUUAUCGCAAGUGGCUUGAGGAUUCUGAACCGGGAGAACCCUAUUUGGAUGAGGACACGGGAACGGACCGUAUAGAGAUCUUGUGCGCCUUCAAAAAUUUGGACACCGCACGUGCGCACGCUUUCCGCCUUGGGUUGCAGAAAAACCCGGACGUGUUUAACAUGCUGCCGAAGUUGCAUCUUGCAGAGACGGAGCAGAAGCCGGGACGGAACUUUGGGAAGACGUUGAAGAACGAGCUAAAGGACGACAACGGGUGUGAAAUCGACGGGCUUGACUUCAAAGCCGUUCUUGAUGGGACCACCGGGCUGGACGAACAGAACUACGACCGCGAAGAGUCACUACUUUACUAUGAGCUGCACGAUUACUUCGAUCCACACGACCCGGACAUCCCGACGGUAAAGGGUUCGAAGCUGCCUUCUGCCGUUGAGCACCUCUGCAUCCAGAAAGUGAAAUUUUCUCCAGACCAACACCACGUGCCGCCCGAGCAGGAAAGGGACGAGGACGCGGAGUACGUCUAUGUGGUUUGGGAGCAAUGCAGGGGUGGUGAUGGUGAGAGCUGUAGUAAUUCUUUCCCCUUGGGCCUUCGCGUGUACGGAGACAAAAAAGCAGCCGCAGCGUCCGUCUGGAAGGGUUCCACGGUCUGGGAUUUGCAGAAGGGAAAAAAAACGUUUGGAAUCCACAAGCAAACCGGUCACGACCGCAGACACAAAGGUGUCCCGUUCAAUGAAAUGGACAAUACCGAGAACCCGCCCGACUCUGGUGUUUUGUUGAGCACCGACUUCUACGAUGACGGCGACGGGGAAUACAGCGUAAACAUCGAAAAAGUUCAACUCUUAUAGCUGACCUCCCACUUCUGCUGGGAAGAUAACGGUAGUGAUACAGAAAUCAAUGCGGAUUCAGCUGCAAAGAAAUGCAGGCGCAUUCCCCCUGUUAUAUAUACAGCUCUUUGCUCCGCCGGAGUUUAUUGAAUGAUGUCUAGUCAAAGGGAAAGGCUUUGGUAUUCGUAGUAUCGAGAU
Molecule: messenger RNA, 1379 nt
Organism: Amoebophrya sp. A120
Lineage: Eukaryota; Dinophyceae; Syndiniales; Amoebophryaceae
Source: the annotation of a GenBank genome assembly